UCGGAACGGAAUGAAGCCCAGCAUUUGCACAAGUUUCGCGUUGAUCGUCUUCCUAUCCGGAUCGGCCGUUGCAACUAUAGUUCGGAAAUUAACUCGCUUGGGCCCAGAUGGUAACAACACACUCGGAGAUUACGUUGAUUUCAGUAGUGCGUGGGGAUUAGACUACGGAAAUCCAAACCCAAAGAUACGAAAGUCAUAUGAUUUUAUUGUCGUUGGUGCUGGGCCAGCCGGAUGUUCCGUUGCAAACCAUUUAUCUGAGAAUCCCGCUGUGAAAGUGCUUUUGCUGGAGAUUGGGAAAGCGGAGAUCACUGCGGCUCAAGAUAUUCCAGGAGGUUUCCUCUUUCAAACCGCAACGGACUACAAUUUCGGAUAUUUGACUGAGCCUCAGCCGAAAGGAUGUCAAGGGCUUUUCAACAAGCAGUGCGCUUUUCACCAUGGUCGAGGGCUCGGAGGAUCUACGAUCAUCAACAACAUGAUUUAUACGAGGGGCAAUUUUCGCGACUUUGACGGUUGGAAUGCUUCCGGAAAUCCUGGAUGGAGUUAUCGCGAGGUGCUUCCAUAUUUCAUCAAAGCAGAAGAUGCAAACCUAAGAGAUUUUGGAGACAAUGGAUAUCAUGGCACGAAUGGGUAUUUAUCGGUGGAGGAUAUUCCUUAUCGCACUCUUUUGUCGUCAACCUUUAUAAAGAGUGCCGAAGAGUAUGGACUUCCUUACAUUGAUUACAACACCAGGGAGCAACUAGGUUCGUCUUAUAUCCAAUCAAAUACCAAAAACGGAUUACGAUGGACAGCGGCAAGAGCUCUGUUGAACCCCAUUAGAGAGCGCAAAAAUCUACAUGUGCUAACCAAAGCAUGGGUUACGAAGGUUCUGAUUGAUGACUCCUCGAAAACUGCUUAUGGUGUUCAAUACACGAGAAACAAACAAACAUUCACAGUGAGAGCCAAACGGGAAGUGAUUCUAUCAGCUGGAGGCUUCGGUAGUGCAAAACUUCUUAUGCUUUCUGGAGUAGGACCCAAAGAUCACCUCCAAGAGCUUGGCAUAAAUGUGAUCAAAGAUUUGCCAGUUGGUGAAACACUUUACGAGCAUCCGGGUGUAAUUGGUCCAGUUUUCCUUGUCACCAAGCCUAUCGAUAACAACAUUAACUUUGAAAGCCUCAUAACGCUACCAAACAUGAUUCAAUACCUGUUCGGCCAAGGACCGUUCACGUCUCCUUUUACGGAAACAGUAGGGUAUGUCAAAUCCCCCUUUUCGCCAUAUCCCGACGAACCAGAGUGGCCUGAUCUGGAAAUUAUUUUGUCUGCCCUUCAGGUAGGAGAUGACUCAACCACCGCUGGAAGGACCUACUUCAGAGUGAAUGAUGUGAUCCGAGAGACAUACUUUCGUCCACUGUUCAAUACACGUGCUUUCAUGUAUCUGCCGUUGCUAAUGCACUCCAGAUCAAAAGGAUCAAUCAAGUUAAAAUCCACUAACCCAUAUGAUCACCCGCUGUUCAACUACACGUAUUUUGAGGACGAUCGUGACCUGCAAGCCCUGGUGUACGCUAUCAAGGAAGCAAUCAAGAUCACCGGUCAGAAGCCGUUUAUCGAUAUCGGAGUGGAACAGUACACGCGUAAGCUGCCAGGGUGUGAAGAAUUUGAGUUCAAUAGUGAUGAUUACUGGGGCUGUUAUGCGAAAUCGUUAACCGGCACGUACUAUCAUUAUGUGGGAACAUGCAAGAUGGGACCCGAAUCGGAUUCGUCUGCCGUAGUAGACGCUCGACUAAGGGUACACGGUAUGAAAAAGUUACGGGUCGUGGAUAUUGGAAUCAUACCGCGGCCGCCGUCGGCCCAUACCGCAGCUUUGGCAUACAUGAUUGGGGAUAAAGGAGCGGACAUGAUCAAGGAGGACAACAGUUUAUGAUGAUAUGCUAUUGCGCUUUUGUUAAGCAAAACUGGGCGUCAUAAUGUAUGAGAACAUUUUAACCUUUAAAUAAUCUUGAUGAUCUGAAAUGUAAAUAAGCUUCAGAUUGAAAGCAAAACGAAGUAAAAAAGGACGAAAAUAGAAGAGAAAUGAAGAUAAAGUACGUCCGUUUAACUCAUUAUGUGAAUAUGAAUCCAUUGUAUUUCCGUUGCCAAGUUCUCAACAGGUUCAAACAAAGCUGUUAUAGCAACCACGUAGAGCUGCGAUUCCCUAGUGACAUCUACGAAUUCGUUGUGGUUUUAUAGCAU
Armigeres subalbatus is the source of this 2205-nucleotide messenger RNA. RefSeq names its product glucose dehydrogenase [FAD, quinone]-like. The record is from RefSeq and is a predicted model, not a curated record. Lineage: Eukaryota; Metazoa; Arthropoda; Insecta; Diptera; Culicidae. The transcript is spliced from 2 exons. Bases 11 to 1897 code for a protein of 628 amino acids. Gene Ontology annotation, molecular function: oxidoreductase activity, acting on CH-OH group of donors; flavin adenine dinucleotide binding.